Messenger RNA from Plutella xylostella (diamondback moth), 3047 nucleotides. The record is from RefSeq and is a predicted model, not a curated record. NCBI's taxonomy places the organism in Eukaryota, Metazoa, Arthropoda, Insecta, Lepidoptera, Plutellidae.
GUCAUUUGAAAUGGCAGAUUUGUCACAGAUGUUGAUUUUGAGAUUCAAUUCUAUAUUUUGCGAAAUUAACACAAGUUAUACCUAAAAUUUCUAAUUAGCUCCAUUGAAAGUGUGUAAUAAACUAAAUGUUUAGUAAAUAUAACAAGCCGGAAUUUAUGCAGAUACAGUACAUUAGUGAUAAAGUGAUUCACCGUGAGUGCUGUAAAUAACAUUUGGAGAAUUAUUUUUAUCUUGGAAUCGAUACGAAACUAAAGAUAUUUGCGGUUUCUUAAAGUAUACUUGAUUUACAUUAUCACUAUGUUAACAUAUUUAUGAGCUGACCGAUAAUCAUAAGCAUGUCGACGAUGGAGCGUGAGAGCCUCGGCGGGGUGAGCAUGGGAGGGGUGAGCCAGGGCGGGGUGAGCACCACCUCCACGGACCCUCGCUCGCAGCUGCUCCAGGAGAUGCGAGAGCAGAACUUUGACCUCAUUCGGUUUGCGUCAUACAGGACCGCCUGCAAGCUGCGCUAUGUGCAGAAGAAGUGUAACUUGCACGUAAUCGACAUAUGGAACGUCAUAGAAGCGUUCCGAGAGAACUCCCUCAACACGAUGGAGCCGGGGGCGUGUGUGAAUGUCACUAGACUGGAGACGCUGGUCUCCUCGCUGUACCACAACUUGAACAAGCGCCUGCCGCCGGCGCACCAGGUGGCCGUGGACGCGUGUGCUGCCCUGCUGUUGAAUUGGCUACUAGAUGCUACUACUGACGGUGAGGACGUGGGCAAGAUCCGCGUGUUCUCCAUCAAGGUGGCGCUCGCGACCAUGUGCGCCGGGAAACUCACCGACAAACUACGAUACAUGUUCUCCCAGCUCUCCGACAGCAACGGCCACCUGCUCAUGAAGCGUCUCUCCGUAUACCUGCGCGCCGUGCUAGCCCUGCCGGCGGCGGUGUACGAGUCACCGUCCUUCAGCUACAGCGACGCGCUGCCAAGAGCCAUGUUCAACCAGAACACAAAGAUCACGGUGAACGACUUCCUAGACACGCUGAUGUCGGAGCCGGGCCCGCCCUCGCUGGUGUGGCUGCCGCUGCUGCACCGCCUGGCUAGCGUCGAGAACGUGGUCCACCCCUGCGCUUGCACGGCCUGUCGGCGCCAGCCACUCUGCGGGUUCCGCUACCGCUGCACCCGCUGCGCCAACUACACGCUCUGCCAGGACUGCUUCUGGCGCGGCCGGGUGUCGCACACGCACACCAUAGAGCACGAGCUCAAGGAGUACUCCACCUAUAAAUCCCCGUCGAAGCAGCUCGGAGCCACUCUUCGCGCGUCGUUCCGCUGCGUGCCGGAGCGAGCCCGGGCCGCCCUGCCGCGCUACCCCGAGCAGCCCGAGCGGACUCUUGACCUCAGCCAUAUUGUGCCGCCGUCGCCGGUGCCGGCGCACAAUGGUUUCCCGGAGUAUGCUCCGGGGUACGUCAACACGGGAUCACUGGACUCGCGGUCUUCGCGCUCCACGCAUCGCAGUAUAGUGGACCACCUGUCCCGCGGCGUGGACGACGAGCACCGCCUCAUUGCGAGAUACGCGGCUCGGCUUGCGCAGGAGAACAGGACUAUGCCUCGAGCUGGCAGAUCGGCCUCAUUAACGCCAGAGUUGGGUCGCUCCUCGUCCGAGGGCUCGGAGGUGGACUGCGCGCGGCAGCAGCGCGAGCUCAUCACGCAGCUGGAGGCCAAGAACAGGGAGAUCAUGAGGGAGAUCGCCAGGCUCCGCCGCCAACAAGAGGCAGAAGCUUCUUCCGGGCAGCCGGCUUCCGCCCCGCCGCUGGUGUCGGAGCUGCGCCUGCUGCGGCAGCGCAAGGGCGAGCUGGAGACGCAGCUGUGCGCGCUGCAGGAGUCGCGCAAGCACCUCAUGCACCAGCUCGAGUCGCUCAUGACCAUGCUCAAGACGCAGCAAUCAUCCCCGCGGUCCACUCCCAACUCGUCGCCGCGCUCCACCAAGAGCCCGCCGCUGCCGGGCGCGCCGCAGCAGCCCUCCGCGCCGCCUGAACGAGAGGCGAACCAGCGCGGCAUGGUGCGCAGCGCGCCGCAGACGCCGUCGCUCGGCGAGCGGGAGCGCAUGGAGAACGCCAUGACGCAUAGCUUGGGUAUGGAAGGCAUGGGUGAUGGCCGGAACUAUCACCCGAACCAAAGACCGACGACAAUGGGCAUAGACAACCGCGGCAUGCGCACAGACCUGAUGUUCGCGGCGGACUCCGUCACCAACGCCAUGUCCACGCUCGUCCGGGAACUCAACUCCGAAGGGUCGGACACUGAGGAUACAGUUAAGGGCGCCGCGGGAGCGAGGAAGCAUAGAGAUUUCGAGGAGGACGACGAUAGCGACGAGCCCAUGCCGCGCCCGCAGCCGCCGCGCCACUACAUCCACGAUAACAAUGUACAAGACACGCCCCCUCCCCUGCCGUCGCGCGGCGCGUACUUCGCGCGGCCCUAGUGAGCGCGCUGGCGCCGCCCGCUGCUGGCCGCGCUGCGCUCCGCCGCGCUGCUGCUGCUCAUCUACCUCGCCGCCGAGAUGUUGCAACACUAGCCCCACGGACAGACCUUUCUACAGGUACAAGAAUCACGUUUCUACGACUUAGGAUAGCUGAGAUAAACCCGUGUUUGUAAAAUUAGUAAAUUCGUAAAUUUAAUGUUUCAUCUUUGGUGUAAAUGUUGUUUGUGUCUCAACGUUGAGAUGUGGCAACCCUAGCCCUACACAAAACCAUGUUUCCACCUUUCUAAAGGUACAAGAAUCACGUUUCUACGACUUAGGAUAGCUGAGAUAAACCCGUGUUUGUAAAAUUACUUAAUUCGAAAAUUUCAUGUAUCUGGUUUGGUCUAAUUGUUGUUAGUAUCUUAAUGUUGAGAUGUGGCAAACACUAGUGCCACGGACAGAACACAUUUGUACCUUUCCAAAGGUACAAUAAUCAUGUUUCUACGACUUAGGAUAGCUGAGAUAAAACCUUGUUUGUAAAAUGUAGAGUUUCUAAAUGUACCGUUUUAAGGCUGCGUCAUUACAAUUCAAAUGUUUGAAUGUUAAGAUGUUUUA